This is a messenger RNA of Balearica regulorum gibbericeps (East African grey crowned-crane), 2300 nucleotides long. The record is from RefSeq and is a predicted model, not a curated record. Lineage: Eukaryota; Metazoa; Chordata; Aves; Gruiformes; Gruidae.
CAGGUGUUAUAAUUUCAAGGAAUGCUGUGAGCUAUUUGAAGACCAUCAUUCACAGAAACUUUUAUCUUGUGAUAAGUUUUUAAAACUACAAUGGCUUUGAAAAAAACAUCUAAGCUACUGAAGAAAUUAUUUUUUCACUGGAAACUGUGGAAGUUUAGCAUUAUUGUGUUAGUCUUUCUGGUAUUUUUAUUUUUAUUACAAAGAGAAGUGGGCAUUCAAGAUUUUAAAGAUGAAGCAGGAAUUGAGCCAGUGGUUGGAAAGAAAAGUCAUGUAUUAGGACUUGUGUUAAAUGCUAUGAACAAUAUCAAAGCUGCAAAGCCAAAAAUGCAGAUAAAAGCACCUGUUAGGCAAACUAAGAUUCCUGGAGAGAGACACUGUUUGCCAGGAUACUAUACUGCAGUGGAACUAAAACCCUUUCUAGAUCGACCCCUUCAAGAUCCUAAUGCUCCUGGAGCUUCUGGUAAAGCAUUUAAAACUAUCAACUUAAAUUCAGAAGAACAGAAAGAAAAACAGCGUGGAGAAGAAAAACACUGUUUCAAUGCAUUUGCAAGUGAUAGGAUUUCUUUACACCGAGAUCUUGGACCAGACACUCGACCUCCUGAAUGUAUUGAACAAAAGUUUAAGCGUUGCCCACCAUUGCCAACCACAAGCAUUGUAAUAGUUUUUCAUAAUGAAGCGUGGUCCACUCUGCUCAGAACUGUUCACAGUGUGAUGUAUACGUCUCCUGCCAUACUGCUAAAGGAGAUUAUUUUGGUGGAUGAUGCCAGUGUAGAUGAAUACUUGCAUGAUAAACUAGAUGAAUAUGUGAAACAAUUUCAAAUAGUUAAAGUAGUCCGUCAAAAGGAAAGAAAAGGUCUAAUCACUGCACGGUUGUUGGGAGCAUCAGUAGCAACAGGAGAGACCCUUACCUUUCUGGAUGCUCAUUGUGAAUGUUUUUAUGGCUGGUUAGAGCCAUUACUGGCAAGAAUAGCCGAGAACCCUGUCGCUGUUGUAAGCCCUGAUAUUGCUUCUAUAGAUCUCAAUACUUUUGAAUUUAGUAAACCAUCUCCUUAUGGGCAUAACCACAACAGAGGAAAUUUUGAUUGGAGUUUGUCAUUUGGAUGGGAGUCUCUUCCGAAACAUGAAAAUAAAAGAAGAAAAGAUGAAACCUAUCCAAUUAGAACACCUACUUUUGCUGGAGGUCUCUUUUCAAUAUCAAAAGACUACUUCGAACACAUUGGAAGCUAUGAUGAAGAAAUGGAAAUAUGGGGAGGUGAAAAUAUAGAAAUGUCUUUCAGAGUAUGGCAAUGUGGUGGACAGUUGGAGAUCAUGCCUUGCUCUGUUGUUGGCCAUGUCUUUCGCAGCAAGAGUCCUCAUACUUUCCCAAAAGGUACUCAGGUGAUCACACGUAAUCAAGUCCGCCUUGCAGAAGUCUGGAUGGAUGAAUAUAAAGAAAUAUUUUACCGAAGAAACACAGAGGCAGCAAAAAUUGUGAAACAAAAAACAUUUGGAGACAUCUCAAAAAGACUUGAAUUAAGGCAGCGUCUGCAGUGUAAAAAUUUUACCUGGUAUCUCAGUCAUGUUUAUCCAGAAGCAUAUGUUCCAGACUUGAAUCCUUUGUUUUCUGGAUAUUUAAAAAAUAUAGGUAACCGCAUGUGUCUGGAUGUUGGUGAAAAUAACCAUGGUGGCAAACCAUUGAUUAUGUAUUCUUGUCAUGGACUUGGAGGAAAUCAGUACUUUGAAUAUUCUGCACACCAUGAAAUUCGACAUAACAUUCAGAAGGAGCUUUGUCUGCAUGCUUCUAAAGGACCUGUGCAGCUUCGCGAAUGUAACUACAAAGGCCAGAAAACCUUUGCCAUUGGAGAAGAACAAUGGCUGCAUCAAAAGGAUCAAACUCUAUACAAUGCAGCACUACAUAUGUGCCUUACAGGAAACGGAGAGCAUCCGAGUUUGGCAUCCUGUAAUCCAUCAGACCCCUUCCAGAAGUGGAUCUUUGGCAAGAACAAUUAAGAUUUGAUAUUUAUAGGCCAGGCACAUUUUAUUAAAAGAAAAGAUGCAUUCUAAACGGUGAUCAUAUAUGUAUACUGCAUUUUUAAGUGAUGCAUACUUUAAAUGCAAAAUGUUUAAACAGGUUUUUUUCCCUCUUAUUUAAGUUGGAUAUAAAAUGUGUCAUCAGAGAUUUCCUAUGAGUCUGUUAUACCAAAGAUGAUUGAGAUCCCAAUUAAGAAAAAUGUUUACAAUAUUUCUAUGAUAAGACUUUAUAUGUUGACCACUGAUACAUGGAUCCUAGAGUCUUCUUUCACACUAGGGACUGUAUAUAU